Molecule: messenger RNA, 5936 nt
Organism: Ochlerotatus camptorhynchus
Lineage: Eukaryota; Metazoa; Arthropoda; Insecta; Diptera; Culicidae
Product: stress-activated protein kinase JNK
Exons: 10
Coding region: 1366-2517 (383 amino acids)
Biological process (GO): protein phosphorylation; JNK cascade
Cellular component (GO): cytoplasm; nucleus
Molecular function (GO): JUN kinase activity; ATP binding
Source: RefSeq, a predicted model, not a curated record
GACUAUCAGUCGAGGAAAAGAUUUGAACCGCAUUGGGCUGCUGCUGUUACGCGGAUCCACCAAAGUUUUACCUAAAGAGUGUGAGGUGUGUGUUUGAGAGUAGUCUCUUGUAAGCAGCUUCGGAUUUUUUUCAGUGUUUGAGCUUUUUCCGUGGUGCGGUGUGGCGUUGUGAAAAGUUGGGCUGUCCCUUUGGUGAUUUAUUAGGAAACAUUACAACAUCGGGCUGGUUGUUGGGAGUGUGAGCCGGUCUCCAUUGGCACGUCCCAAGGAUUUGGUUGAAAUUAAAGUUAGCGAGUAAAAUUCGUCCAUCAGAAGGCUUAGAAUUCCAUCAACGCGACGUGGGCAAGUAAAAAUAAAAGUUGUACAGCAGUUUGGGCCUGCUUUCGGAGUGGUUUUUGAGUUUGAAUCCCACAAGGGAAUGUAGUGAGAGGAAAGUCCUCAGAAAGUGAUGUAACUCUUGACACGCGUGUGUAUUUUUCUUUUGCUGCCGCAAGUGGAUCGCUCCUUACUUCUUUGCCCACUGGAACUCAAGUGGCAAUCAGUGUGAGUUUUAUGUAAUUGUUACCAGCAGUUCUUUGGUGCAGUGAAACACAUUGUAGAGGAAGAAGUAUUUUGAUGACCUACUGAAAGGACCAACGAUUUCUCCUCGCUAUCUUAGAGGAACGAUUCUAGAAGAAAAGAAACCGUGUCUCAAUUCGCAUCUGUCGAGUUCAAAGAGCAAAGAAAAUCAAUUCUUCGAGUGCCUCAGCAGUGCUGAGAAAGAAAAACGUGCCUAACAAUCAGUUUUCCAGUUCUAUUUUCGUGUCAUUCCCGCAAGAGUUUGGUCCAAUCAGUGUGCGGUCCCCCCUUGGAAAGUGCUACGUUCAACAAAAAGUACUGUCAUCUUGAGCUGAUCUUUGCAAUUCAGCGUUGUUUAUUUGAAGGUGCAACAAUUAUCCCAACAAUCAUAAAACUAUCAUCACUUCCCCAGUAGAAUGGAAUCCUCUGCAUUAUGACAAUAAUAGCGGCCACUAGAAAACACACGUCAAGAGGGUAAUCCCGAGGAAAGAAACCACCAAAAAGAUUUGGUGAAUUGCAACAUGAGCGUACGUCACUCCUUCUACACCGUUGAGGUGGGUGACACCAAGUUCACGAUUCUCAAGCGAUACCAGAACCUGAAACCGAUCGGAUCCGGAGCUCAAGGCAUUGUAUGUUAAACCAUACUACUGACUUUGGUUACAUCCAUCUACAUUGUGUCGAAAAAAAAACAGUUUUUAUAACCUCAGUGGGCCGUCAUUAAAAAUAUAUAUAUUAAUCAAACAUAUCAGUAACUAAGCAACUAGACUAGAUAGAAGUUAGACGCAGUGUGCGAAAAAUUAAAAAAAAAUGAAUCGCAACCGGACUGAAGCGUUUGAAAAGUAUCAAUUUGGCGAUACUGAGUUUGAGGUCCCUUCGCGAUACAAGACCCUGGAAGCGAAGGGCUUCGGUGCCCAGGGUAUGGUCUGUGCCGCAUACGAUACCCUCACCCAGCAGAAUGUCGCCAUCAAAAAGCUAUCACGGCCGUUCCAAAACGUCACACAUGCCAAACGAGCCUACAGGGAGUUUAAGCUUAUGAAAUUAGUCAACCAUAAAAAUAUUAUCGGACUAUUAAAUGCAUUCACACCACAACGUACGCUCGAGGAGUUCCAGGAUGUCUACCUUGUUAUGGAACUCAUGGAUGCCAACCUUUGCCAGGUCAUCCAGAUGGACCUGGACCACGAACGGAUGUCCUACCUGCUGUACCAGAUGUUGUGCGGAAUCAAGCAUCUGCACUCGGCCGGCAUCAUUCACAGGGACUUGAAACCUUCCAACAUUGUAGUCAAAUCGGACUGCACGUUGAAGAUUCUGGACUUUGGACUGGCCCGCACGGCCGGGACGACCUUCAUGAUGACACCGUAUGUCGUGACGAGGUACUACCGCGCCCCGGAGGUCAUCCUUGGUAUGGGCUACAAGGAGAACGUCGAUAUCUGGUCGGUCGGAUGCAUUAUGGGAGAGAUGAUCCGCGGCGGGGUGCUGUUCCCCGGUACCGAUCACAUCGAUCAGUGGAACAAGAUCAUAGAGCAACUGGGAACGCCAUCGCCCUCGUUCAUGACCCGAUUACAGCCAACGGUGCGGAACUACGUCGAGAACCGUCCCAGGUAUACGGGCUACCCGUUCGAUCGGCUCUUCCCGGACGUGCUGUUCCCGACCGAUUCGAACGAACACAACCGUCUCAAGGCUAGUCAAGCACGGGAUCUACUGAGUAAGAUGCUGGUCGUCGAUCCCGAGCAUCGUAUCUCCGUCGAUCAGGCGCUAGUGCACAGCUACAUCAACGUGUGGUAUGACGAGAGCGAAGUCAAUGCGAGUUGUCUUCCUCCGCAGCCUGCCCCCGGCCCGUACGAUCACAGCGUAGAUGAGCGCGAGCACACUGUUGAACAGUGGAAGGACCUCAUCUACCAGGAGGUCAUGGAGUACGAGGCCCGCAACAAUUUGACCGACGGCGAGGGAACUCCGCGGUAGAAAUCAUCGGCCGAAUAAAACGAACCGAACCUGGUGUUCCUGGACUCGACGGAAGCACCCAGUUUGUGCGAAGAGCGUUUGGUGUGAGCGACGAGACGGAAAUUCACCAGAGAAUACCCCCAAGACUUGAUUGACUCCUGAGAAAAACAGAAAGAAGUUGUGUACAUAAAAAAGCACAAUGCAUUAUUACAGAUAACGUGACAUGGUAAAAUGGGAAAGAGUGUAAAGCUUAGGACACAGAUAGGCAACCAGUAGUGACACAAAGCAAAGACGUUAAACUUUACCUUUUAUUCCAAUAGUAAGACGAAAACAACAAAGUAAGCCAAUUUUCUCCGUCUCAUCAUCGAUCACCAAUGUCAUUAAAAGUGAAAGAUUGUCAUCAAAGUAGGCAAUUCCAAAUAAAAAAAAACAAGCAUCCCGAGAAGAAAGUGGUUUCGUUCUGAUCGCCCAAUUUCAACAAAAUGAAAACGGGUUGAAAAAAUCGUACUAAAAUUAAAGAAAAGUAUUUGACCGGCAAAAUUAAAUAAAACAAAAAAAAAUCGUGCGCUGUGAAGUUCAUUACUAAGAAAAAUGGAAAACACAUCAAUGAAAACAAAAUAAUAAUAAAUCAAAUGCUUAAUCAAGCAAGGUUUGUAAAUAUUUAUUAAAUUUGUGACAGACUUGUAAGCAAGCAGACAGGCAGAAAGUAAAAUCAAUGGCAUGACAUACCUAGAUUAAAUCAUAGUGGCAGUUCGCACGUGAGUGAGUAAAGUGAAUAAACAGGCAAGCAAAAAUCCACUGGUCAAAAUGUGCAAUAAUUUUAUCGCGCCAGAUUCGAAUCCAUAAGAAUACAAACAAACAAAAAAACACACGCUUCCAUUGGGGAUGUUUUCGACAAUGUUCCGGAAGUUCAUCUCAAAUCAGCAACAUCAAGACAACACCUAAACUGCUUUUAAUUGUUGAAGUGAAUCUAGAUGUAAAUCUUAACGCUAAAUAAUCAACCAUUUGAAAGGUGAAGCGAUGCGUGAAAGUAACUACAUACAAGUGCACAUGGUCCUCAUUUAGCUUUAUGUUCAAAUCAACGGAUGCACGCGACCACGAAGAUAAGGAUAAGAAGAUGUGAUAAGGUGAGUCUGUCGAUUGAACUUUUGUUUUUGUUUUGUUUUUUUUUUAUGAAAAAUGCUCAGGUUAACUCAUGGCAGACUAGAUUCAAAAUCCUAACCGUUUUGUUGCAACUUACGUCCAUUGUCAAAUCUUAGACGUCAGAUGUCAAAGUCAUUUCGACUCGUCAGAUUCGAGAGUUAAGGUAUGCUUAUUUAUCCCUAUUUACCAAACUAUACAAUUCACAAAAAUAUAGACAUGCGGCUAUACUUUGAUCCUGGUCCUUAACCUAUUCAUUAAUUUAGAUAACACUGCCCUUUAUUCAAGUUAAGGUAAACCAAGAGGAAAAGGACAUCCAGUUCAAAAGUCGAAUAGAAAAUCUAGAAAUAUUUCACUAACUCACACAUGAUUAAUUUCCAAACACUUGAGUUCGAUUGCCAUCUCUAUUGCCAUAUUCAUUCGAAAGAGGUAGAAAGGAAAUACAUUUGAUAGUACUUAAUUAUCACGGCAGAAAAGAUUUAACUGAAUUCAAACCAAUCAAUUCUAGAAUUUUUUUUAAUCGGUUUAGCACAUAGGAAGUUCGUUCGUAACAAAAAUCUGUGGAAGAAUACUAUUUGUUGGAUUGAUUUGAGGAUAUAUGCAACAAGCAAGUACAGUAUGUAAACAUUGAAUAAACAAACAAUAAAUAAAGUAGAACAAAAAGUCCUGUAAAUAGUACUAAUGUAUGGGAGUAAUAAUUCAAAUCUAGAAAACAAAGUCUAAAACAAAAAAGAGAAAAUCAUAUAGCAAUUAGUGCAGCCCAAACUUACGAUACAAGUAAUCAGUAAACAAAAUGAAAACCCAAGCUCUGAUCAUUUUUUGAUGAUUGGACGUAUUGACGGCAGUUGAAUACCUAUAUCUAUCAUCGCAUUAACCUUAACAAAAAAAUAAACAAAUCAGCCUUCGUUAGUGGAAGGCUUUAUUUGCGAUGAUAUUUUUUAGCAAAAGUUAUCUCAAAGAAUGUAAAAUUUAACACAAGCACACCUAUUCCGGUAAAAUGUCAACAGAAACACACACACACAUACUAACACACAACUCAUCUACUGAACGUUGGAAAGAUUCCUAUCGAUAAAUCUACCGUUCAGAAUCAUAAGGGCCGAACUGCGAAGAUUGAUUUUCUCUUUGAAUUACAACAGUUGAGUGAACUUAUUAGCGAAAAAUGCCAAACCAGCUGAGCUAUUAACAUAAGAGAAAUUUGAUCAAUGAUAGACCGUAAUGAGUCUGAACGCUAGAAAGACAUCCGGAAAAGAGUCGACGAAUCACUUACACAGACACACACAAACAAACACGCAAAGUUCAGACUCUAGCCAGCAAGUUCAAUAUGACAGUUCUUAGCAAACAUAAUUAUAGCAACUAACAAAAACAUGGAUGAAAAUGAGUAAAAGAACAGUUUUACGAUUCCGCCCUUUUUAUAGAAUGAAAAAAAAUACAAACGAUACAAGCUACGGAGAAAGUUGGGAAACAUAAACACUUCUCUACUACCUAGAUCUGCUAACUUGUCCCAUUUCGGAAAGAGAAACUUGAAUAGUAAAAAAACGCAACAUGACUUUUACGGAAAAUGAGAAAAAAAAAUCAAUUGGUCAGAAACGUCAGAAUGUUCGAAACGAAGCAACCUAAUGGAAAAAAAUACGGAAAAUAAUUAGUGACAAUCGCUUCCCAGAUUUUCUGUUCAAUGUCAAUUUUCGAUUUAUUUGCAUUCCUAUCGCAUAACUGCAUUAUUCUAUACAAAGGAAUAUACAACAGGUAAAAGCAAAAAAAAACAUUAAACAAACGUCCAAACAACUAAAUAAUGGUAAACAUAAACAACACUUUUACCGCAGUUCUCCGCAAUCAAUCGUAGCAACCCACGCCCAAAAUCACACACUCACACUCACAAUAUUUCUUUUAUCGUUUCCGCUCUUACUCAUUCUUCGUUCAUACGAUUUAUGUUCACGCGUCAUUUCUAUAAAGUAAAAUAGACAUCCCCACAGCAUAACAAGUAAAAAAGUAAACAAAACCUCUAACACACGAAUUACUUUAGUAGGGUGUAGUUCGAAACCAUUCGAUAAGCUCUUUUUAUCUUCUCAGACUUGUUUCCUCUAUUUCAUAUCCAAGACAUGAAAGCAAAGGGAAUGUUAAGUAGCAACUUACACUCUCUUGAAAAAUGGUACGACUAACGUAAAUAGCGAUAAACCCCUCGUAAGGAAUAACGCAAAUCACAAGACGGAAACGUUCGGAAAAGAAUGAACAGCAAAUAUUUAAACCUAACACUAGACUUACAAAAAAAAUGAAACAAAACUAUUACAAACACUAACCAAAAU